CUUGCUCUUACACCAUUGGCAUUAACCCAUCCAUCUACCACCAACCUCAUAAUCAUUAACCUGCAGUAUUUACACAAAAACAAAACAUUAAUUAAUUUAUUCCAACCACCAAACACUUCCCUAUUCAAUAUUCUUCCCUCCAUCAAAACCCCCCUCCAAAAACUUGAAACACACACAACACGCAUAGCCUGUUUUAAAGGAGGAAAUAUGACAGAGAUACUACGUUCCCCACCUCAACAACUGCCCUCAACCUCCAUAUCUAACGUUGUUGAGCUGUCACAAGCCGGCCAUGAGUCGGCUGAAUUUUUCAGUUGUGGGAGUGGAGAGAUAGGAGAGGAAGGGGACGAUGAUCAACUGCCUGUUUUGGCUGCUUUCUUGACUGUUUUUAGGAAAUCUUUGGUGGGUUGCAGAGUCAGAAGCGGAGUUCAAGAACAGGCCGCAAUGGAGAUUGGUGGCCCUACUAAUGUUAGGCAUGUUGCUCAUGUUACCUUUGAUAGGUUCAAUGGCUUUCUCGGCCUCCCCGUUGAGUUUGAACCCGAAGUUCCAAGGCGGCCUCCUAGCGCCAGUACGAGGGUGUUUGGAGUUUCAACAGAGUCGAUGCAGCUUUCUUUCGAUGGCAGAGGCAACUGUGUGCCUACCAUUCUGCUCAUGAUGCAGCGGCGGUUGUACUCUCAGAGAGGCCUUGAGUCUGAAGGCAUCUUUCGAAUCAAUCCAGAAAACGGACAGGAGGAGUAUGUUAGGGAGCAGCUGAACAAUGGAUUGAUCCCGGAUGACAUUGAUGUCCACUGUUUAGCAGGUCUCAUUAAGGCGUGGUUCAGGGAGCUCCCGAAAGGGGUGUUGGAUUGUGUGGAGGCAGAGCAGGUGAUGCAGGCGCAGUCGGAGGAAGAGUGCUGCCAUAUUGUGAGCCUCCUUCCGCCCACGGAAGCAGCACUGCUGGACUGGGCCAUCAAUCUGAUGGCCGAUGUUGCUCAGAUGGAACAUCUCAACAAGAUGAAUGCACGCAACGUUGCUAUGGUCUUUGCUCCAAACAUGACUCAGAUGUCUGAUCCUCUGACAGCGCUAAUGUACGCCGUCCAAGUGAUGAACUUCCUCAAGACUCUGAUUGAGAAGACACUGAGACAGAGAGAGGAAUGUGGUCCGGUGAUGCAGCCAGAGCCGGAGCCCUCGGAUGAUGAUCCUAAGAAUAAAGCCGAAUGUGAGAUAUGCGAAGAAGAGGAGGAGGAAGAUGACAAACAUGUGGGAUCAGACAAGUUAGCAGAUGGAAAAGGCCAUUUGGGUGAUAUGUUAAGCAGCAACAUGAGGCACAUUCUUGAAGGUGGAAGGAAUGAAUGGAAGAUUCGGAGGUCGAAAUCGAGAAGUUGGAACGAAGUGAGGAAAGGAUUGAAGAAAAACAGCUCGCAGUCAGAGGGUGAGAGAGACAAGGAAGUGAAGAUGAUUAGGCGUGCCAAUUCAUGCACGCAGGCACGCCCAUGAAUCACUGCCUUUUCAUCUCUGUUUCCAGUUUUCAUCUUUAUGUAUGAAUAUAUUAUUGUUGUUUGCCAUUUCAUGCUAGUGAAGUCGGAAUUUGGGUUGUACAUAUUGUUGUUGUUUUCCUCGGAAAACGUUGGAAAUUUGGAAUCUAAUUUAAUACGAGUGUUAUUUUCUUGUUGCAAAAA
This is a messenger RNA of Salvia hispanica, 1655 nucleotides long. Its product is annotated as rho GTPase-activating protein 5-like. Lineage: Eukaryota; Viridiplantae; Streptophyta; Magnoliopsida; Lamiales; Lamiaceae. Gene Ontology annotation, biological process: signal transduction. Gene Ontology annotation, molecular function: GTPase activator activity. The record is from RefSeq and is a predicted model, not a curated record.